CCCUGAAUCUAUUAAUUUGGACUGUCCAUUCUCCAUCUUCUUCUUCUCAUUCUCCUGCAGAUCCAAUUCCAACCAGACAGAUGAUCAUGGUUAACCCUAAACCAAGUUCAAGAUUCAUCUUUUUUACUCUAACCCUCUUUCUCAUUCUAACCCUUUUCAUCACCUCCGCGAUCACAUCUGUAAAUGCCCAACUUGAUAACGAAGAUUUGGAAGCUGAUUUUGACGAACUGAUAGCAUUGGAUGAGGAAGUAGAUUCAGAACGAAAGUCAGAAGAGAAGAAUGGAAACAACAUUAAGCAAUCCGAAGCAGAGCUUUUGAGCAAGGCCCAGAGGAUUGUAAUUGAACUUAAUAGUGAUAACACAAAAAGGGUAAUUGACGAAAAUGAAUUCAUUCUUGUUCUGGGUUAUGCUCCUUGGUGUCCUAGAAGUGCUGAGCUUAUGCCUCGUUUCGCUGAGGCCGCUACGGCAUUGAAGGAUCUUGGAAGCUCUCUUUUAAUGGCCAAGAUCGACAUCGAUCGUCAUACAAAAUCUGCAUCAUCUCUUGAAAUCAAAGGGGUUCCCACUCUUCUUCUCUUUGUUAAUGGCACAUCUCAGCCUUAUUCUGGUGGAUUCACUUCGGAAGAAAUUGUGGUUUGGUCAAUGAAGAAGACAGGUGUACCUAUCCAAAGAAUUGGAUCAGUUAGUGAUGCAAAUCAGUUUCUAAACAAGCAUUCCAUUUUUGUUGUUGGGUUCUUUGAUAAAUUUCAGGGAUCUGAAUACGAAGAGUUUGUGAAAGCUGCAGCAGCAGAAAAUGAAAUCCAAUUUAUAGAAACAAGCAACUUAGAUGUCGCCAACAUUCUAUUCCCGGAUGUUAAAAUUGACAAUCUUUUCAUUGGUCUUGUAAAAAACGAGGCAGAAAAAUUCACUUCUUUCAAUGGAAUCGUCACUGUUGAUGGAAUAUUGCAGUUUGUGAACUAUAACAAGUUCCCAUUAGUCACAAUACUGACUGAAUUGAACUCUGCUAAAGUUUACUCUAGUUUGAUCAAACUCCAGCUUUAUGUUUUUGCAAAUGAGGAUGAUUUUAAGAGCUUAGUUGAACCCCUUAGAGAGAUUGCAAGAAAGUUCAGAUCAAAGAUAAUGUUUAUUUAUAUUGAUAUAAAUGAGGACAAUCUUGCUAAGCCCUUCCUUACUAUGCUUGGGAUAGAAGGCUCAGAUGAGACUGUCGUGGCUGCUUUUAAUAAUGAAAUUAGCUCAAAAUAUUUAUUAGAGGCAGAUCCAACACCAAGCGAAAUAGAAGAAUUUUGUGCGAGGCUUGCGAAAGGUACACAGCCGCAUUAUUACAAGUCCCAGCCAAUACCAAGCAAUGAAGGAGAAACCGAAAACAUUCAUGUCAUCGUUGGAAAGACUUUUACUGAAUUGGUUCUAAGCAGUCCAAACAACAUUGUUCUUGAGGUACACACGCCUUGGUGCAUGAAUGGUGAUGUUGUAAAGAAGAAUGUUGAAAAGUUAGCAAAGCAUUUCAAAGGAUUGGACACACUAAUUUUCGCGAGAAUAGAUGCUUCUGUCAAUGAACAUCCAAAACUAGAGGUGGAAGAUUACCCAACGAUCCUAUUUUACCCAGCAACAGACAAAUCCAAUCCGAUCAAAUUGUCCACAAAAUCUAGCUUGAAAGAAUUGGCAGUAGUUAUCAACAAGAAUCUCAAAAACCAGCAGAAGAAUGAUGAACUAUAACAACAUUUUUGUUAAAGCACAAAAACUAAUAUCACCUUUACAGUAUUUGAAUCAAGUUAUUUUACUUAUGCGUGUUGAAAUGUGAGCCUUCCUUGUAGAUUAAAGGAUAUGAUUUUGAAAUACUAUAGAAUUAAUAACUUACAA
Molecule: messenger RNA, 1853 nt
Organism: Impatiens glandulifera
Lineage: Eukaryota; Viridiplantae; Streptophyta; Magnoliopsida; Ericales; Balsaminaceae
Product: protein disulfide isomerase-like 1-6
Exons: 11
Coding region: 81-1709 (542 amino acids)
Biological process (GO): response to endoplasmic reticulum stress; protein folding
Cellular component (GO): endoplasmic reticulum
Molecular function (GO): protein disulfide isomerase activity
Source: RefSeq, a predicted model, not a curated record